Messenger RNA from Rotaria sp. Silwood2, 396 nucleotides. The record is from the annotation of a GenBank genome assembly. NCBI's taxonomy places the organism in Eukaryota, Metazoa, Rotifera, Eurotatoria, Philodinida, Philodinidae.
AUGUCAUAUGCUUACGAAUCCUCAUAUUGUUAUAGUUCAGGUGAUGAUUCUUUUUCUUAUUUUUCAGAUCCAUGUUAUUGUCCAAUACACAAUACGUCUCCUCGACCAGCUAUGUGUACACAUUAUCAACCAUAUGCAUAUUAUAAUUAUAUUCCUGUUGCUCAACAGCAAGUAAGUAAUCAAAUAUGUUCAUCUUCUUCUACAUUUCAGGUUCGUCCAGGAAAGCCUACUCGUCGUUUUUCUUCAGAACAAAUUCGUAUUCUUGAAGAACAUUUUUAUAAAGUUGACAAAUAUGUAUCAAAAGCAACAACUGAUGAUCUUUCAACUCGAACUCAAUUAACACCGGCUCAAAUUCGUGUUUGGUUCACUAAUAAACGUACAAGAGAACGUCGUUAA